AUGAUAACCACGGCAGAAAACGUAGACUACCAUGCAGUGACUGAAACAACGACAGCUACCAGUGUCUCGGAUCCUGCGACGACACCGGCGAUAACGCAAUCCUUGACAACUCCAGGAGUCACCACUGGAGCAGCCGGAACUUCGGAAACUAGCACGGCUGGAACCAGCGCCGCGAUGAAGUCAGACGCAGUAAUUGAUCAGCUAACUGACUUGAACUAUUAUUUGAAAAAGGUAGCCAUUGGUGAGAACAACGACAUGUCGCAGAUUGAGAACUACGCUGGAGGACCCGACUUUGAGAUGUUCCUGGACGCAGUGGAGAACGUUGGAAUACUGAACGGUUGGAACGAAAGCCAAGUGAUAAGGGCCAUAGAGCUUAAACUACAAUCUAAAGCUAGGGAAUGCUAUGAUGCGCUACUGCCAAGCGAGCGACCACGGACCAUGUAUCAGAUGAGGGAAUGGUUCAGGAAGGUGUUCGGAGUUAGGGUGACCGUCACAGCUGGGAAACAGGAACUGGAACGCUGUAUUAGGAAUCCCGGUGAAACACUAUGA
Molecule: messenger RNA, 549 nt
Organism: Acanthoscelides obtectus
Lineage: Eukaryota; Metazoa; Arthropoda; Insecta; Coleoptera; Chrysomelidae
Source: the annotation of a GenBank genome assembly